Neohortaea acidophila is the source of this 907-nucleotide messenger RNA. RefSeq lists its product as uncharacterized. Lineage: Eukaryota; Fungi; Ascomycota; Dothideomycetes; Mycosphaerellales; Teratosphaeriaceae. The transcript has a single exon. Bases 200 to 463 code for a protein of 87 amino acids. The record is from RefSeq and is a predicted model, not a curated record.
CUUGGUCGUAUUCAUUGAUUGGUCUAGCAUCGCAACGUCAGCGCUGAGCGGAAAGGUCAUCGCCGAGAAACCCAGCCGGAGAAGUCUGACUUACGCAACAAGACGCCGCCAUCGUCACUGUCAGAUUCGGACUCUUCUUUGUGCUUGCGUUUGCGUUUGCUCAUCGUUCGACUUGCGGGCGUGGUGUGAAGGAUGUGGUAUGGUGUGGAGGAUGGGAGGGUACAGUGAAGAGAUCGUGAACUUGAGAAUUUUGAAAGUGCGAAUGACUCAUUUUCAAUCGUUUAGGUUUCGGGACGGGUCGAGUGUCGUGAUGGUUGAACAGGAAGGCGCGUUUGUAGGGAAGGAGCGACCCUCACUCGCCUCACACCGACGCCGUCAUGCCUCGCCCGCUGUAGAGGCGCCAUUUCCUGCUUCUUCGCGAUAUCCCCUGCGCGAGCCGCAGAUGUGGAAGAGGAGAAGAUAGUUAUAUUCAGCUAGCCGAAGAAGAAGGCAUCGUAAUGCCUCGCCAUGUUAGAUGCUUCGGACAUGCAGCAAGGCUGUGGUUUCGACGCCCGUGUCACGUGAGCUUACAGAUAGGCUUCCAUUGAGGUAUCCGUGUCGAAGAUUCUAUGAGAUGACAGAACGAGAGCAGCUGUAAAUAGCUGUGGGUACUAAUGCGCACUCUUACGACACUUCGCAAUGGUUUGGUAUUGACAUAUAAGGGGAAGUCGUACGUGAGGAAGUAUGGCAAGUGACAGGCUAUGUGCCAAAAGACGUGGUUCGUGCCAGAAGAAGUGGUUCGUGCCAGAGGAAAUGACUGCUUCUUCCAGCACGCAGCCUGCAGACGGGAUGUACUAUCUCCCUUGUAAUAAGCCUUAACGAGCCCCGGACUUCAUUCAGGACCUGCUAUGCUAUACAUUCGAUGUUU